AGUGAAAGUGAUUUUUUAAUAGAAAGUGAAAUAAAUUUUUUUUUGGGACGAAUAAAAAGAAAAAAAACGGAAAUGUUUUAAGGGACAAAAAAAAGAGAGAGUGUGUUAUUUAAUUUGGAUAUUUGCUUGCUGCAUAAAGGAAGGAACGUAGGUACCUCGCAUGACAUUAUUAGUAUUAUUUAAUUUAUUUACGGUUGUGAUGGCCGGGGAUCUGGGGAUAAGGUUUCAGCUGGUUCCUCCUGCAGGAUUGUUCUUGACGCCCCCCUCUUGCUUUGCCGUCACUGCAGCGCACGAGAAGAAGGACCCCUGCUUUGCCGUCACAGUGCAUAGCCAGAUAGUCGCCGGCCGCCAUCGUAGAGAAAACCCCCGAUCAGUUUGUUCGUCUUCUUCAAUCAAAGGAUAGACAAGGCUUCCAGUCUGAUCAAAAUCUUGGUCAGGAAACUAUUUUCACAAAUGAGGUAAUUGAAGUGGAUAAUAAUGAUGAUAUCGGCAGCAAAUACAAUGAGAAACGUCCUUUGAAGGAUAGGUGUAAAGAAGCAAAAAAGUCUCAGAAGAAAAGGAGAAAAUUUUUUGAGAACGUAAAUAUGGGAAAAGACAUGAAUGAGAAUUUAAAGAAUACUCCAUCAAAUAUACAUGUAUUUCCCCUCCUUACAAUGCUAUAAGAAAUGAUUUCGGUGCUUUAGCGUACCUGUAUGGGACACCUCUUCAAACGACUCAUGUUCCAUUAGUUCCACCAAUGCUUCAAUUUCCGAUGAGGCCUGAAGUUGUCGGUGUAGACCAUAAUGGCAGAGGGAAAUCAUUCACAUCCUUGCUUGCGGAGGUUAUUCAAAGUAAUUCUCAUUUUAGUAAGUCCUAAAUUGACCCAUUUGUGAACGUAAUUUGUAUGCACCAAGUAAUAUCAUGUUACUCCUAUUAUAUUUUUGUCGUAUGGUACGUUUUAGAGUAGUUUGUAUUCGUUGAUCAUAUACAUAUAUGUAGGUGGUAAGGAUGAUGAGCAUUCUUAAAUUACACACGCAUUGUCUCCAUGUAAGAAAUGUCCUAGAAGCAUUUAAAGGAUGCUAUUCGAAGCGGCAGGAGACAAAUGGAAAGCUCUCAGGUCCUGUUCGGCACUCACCUCUAUCGACACAAAACGGAUAUACAUUCUUAUGUGUGACAGAUUAUGUGUGCUUUAACAUUUUAUUACACUUUACAUUGAAUUUUAAAUUCUUGUGACACUGAACUGAUGCCCGAAACUGAUUUCUGGGA
This is a messenger RNA of Cuscuta campestris, 1245 nucleotides long. Lineage: Eukaryota; Viridiplantae; Streptophyta; Magnoliopsida; Solanales; Convolvulaceae. The record is from the annotation of a GenBank genome assembly.